CACUCGACCAAAUAGAUACUUCACUCGAUCCACUCAACAUGCACGCUACACAAUCUGCACAGAAACAACAAGCACGGAGAGCUGCGCUAGAGCAAGAGAUCGCCGAGCUUCAAAAGACACUCGGGGAAGGCGAAAACGCGGAUGAGAUUGUGACAAGACAUAUCAAACUUUUGCAUCAAUACAAUGAAGCCAAGGACGCGGCCCAGAUAUUGAUAGGAAGACUCGCCGGCCAUCGACAGACAACAAUCCGACAGAUUCAUGAGGACUAUGGGUUGUCCGAGUCAGAUUGAUAUUUAGCAAAGUAUUUCCUCUCGGGCAUGCCACACACAUAACGAUUAAGGAUUCCAG
Somion occarium is the source of this 348-nucleotide messenger RNA. Lineage: Eukaryota; Fungi; Basidiomycota; Agaricomycetes; Polyporales; Cerrenaceae. The record is from the annotation of a GenBank genome assembly.